AUGUCUACCAUGAUGCCCUUCCUUGGCUCCGGCCGCAACGGCUGGAGUCUUCCGCAUUUACAGAUCGCGGCUGCUGCCGUGUUUGUCGUUGCCCUUGUGUCUUCCGUACUGCUAUUUGUUUUGCGCAAGCCGAAGAUGAAACACGAUAGCGCCAUUUACACCUACUUCAAAUUCUUCUACGCCAGUUUUGUGAAGCCCCAUGAGUCCCAUGGCCAAGGCGACCAACAGCGUGCUUUGGAGAGUUUCUACAAAACUCAGGCCGCGGUAUACGAUGCAACCCGAAAACGACUCCUUCGAGGGCGCGAAGAUAUGCUAGGUCUGUUGGCAGCGCAAUUGAAAUGCAAGCAGCAGUCAGGACGGAAGCAAUCGCCAAAGCCAAUAUGGGUUGAUUUAGUCAGAUACAAUAUCGAGGCGAUGGCGGCCUUUCUCCCAGUGGAAUCAUUUUUUGCUCAUGUUUACCUCGUCGACCUCUCUCCCUCACUCUCCGAGAUCGCUCGUCAGAGGUUCAGUCGACUUGGGUGGAAGAAUGUUUCGGUGGUCUGCCAAGAUGCGCGGGAUUUUCGUCUUCCGAGCCGUACAAGUGACGAGCUCGUCAGUUCCGACAACAAGGUCAACAAGUUACGUCCAGCAACUGGCAGGGCGGAUCUAGUCACGAUGAGCUACAGCCUGUCGAUGAUACCUGAUUACUACAGCGUUGUGGACUCUUGUACAUCUUUAUUGGGCCCGUCAGGAACCAUUGGUGUAUGCGACUUUUAUGUUCAGAGCAUCGUCGACUUGGCGUCUCGAAACUAUACCGGCGGAGUGUUCAAUCGACAUGUGAACUGGGUCGGAAGAGCAUUUUGGCGGUCGUGGUUUGACGCUGAUCGUGUUGCACUGGAUGGCGCUCGUCGCGAUUAUCUUGAGUAUCGGUUUGGCACAGUUAUAUCAGCUAGCGCAAGGAACUAUCUUCUCGGUGGUAUUCCUUACUAUAUUUUCAUCGGAUGCCAGAAAGAAAUAUAUGGCAACCAGCCAAACCCCAGCAGCAAAGAAAUAGUCGAGAAACUCGAUGCUGCCUACACAGAAUCCCCGUACCUCGCUCCAGCAAACCACCGCAAAGAUGUAUCAAUGGCAUUAGAAAAGCAAGUUGCUGAAAUCAGAUCCAAAGCCUACGAAUCAGCCGUCAUCAACCUAACCACGAAUUUACCCUUGCCUUCUUCGUUCUAUCAAAAUCACCACUGGAGGAUAUAUUAUAACGAUAUGUUAACAAAACAUACUCAGUUCGGGAAUGAAUACAUCUACGCAUUUACCUGGGAGGACCCCCGUGUGGACAAUCGUUUAUUAAAUAUUGGCAGUGACGAUGUUAUUCUGGCCAUAACAAGUGCGGGUGACAACAUCCUUGACUAUUUACAAUAUAACCCCCGAAGAGUGCACGCUGUCGACCUCAACCCUACCCAAAACCACUUACUAGAGUUGAAGGUAGCGAGUUUUACCGCAUUGGGUUACCGCGACUUCUGGAAGAUAUUUGGAGAGGGUAAACAUCCUAACUUCAGAGAGUUAUUAAUCUCGCAUCUCAGCCCCCACUUGUCUAGCCAUGCCUUCCAAUAUUGGCUAGAUCACUCCAAUUCGAUUAGCGCACGGUCCGGGGUGGGCUUGUAUGAGACGGGAGGUUCUAGAUAUGCGAUAAAGAUGGUCCGCUACCUGUUUACAAUCUUCGGACUUUCCGCAGAAGUGAAAAGGCUCUGCGAAGCACAGACAUUGGACGAACAACGAAAGAUAUGGCCCCGAAUCCGCCGCGUUCUGAUGAGCAGACUAUUGCAUUGGGCUGUGGUUGGCACCGAGUGGUUCGCAUGGAAGGCUGCGGGGGUUCCCGCUGCACAAAGGAACAUGAUAAUCACUGAUUUUCUCAAUAGAAGUGGGCUUGCUGGGGGUGUGAAGAAAGAUACCGAGGUUAGCGGCCAGGCUAUCUGGGAAUAUGUGGUCAAUACCUUGGAUCCUGUUGUUAAGGACACUCUGAUCAGCAACGAUAACUACUUCUAUUACCUUUGCCUCCAAGGUCGAUAUUCGAGAAGAUGUCAUCCAAGCUAUCUAACUCCCAAAGCCCACAUGAAGCUUUCUACGCCACAUGCUUUUGACGGGCUCCGAAUCCAUACCGACGAGAUCAACGAAGUCAUUGCAAGAAUCACACCAGGCACCCUUACGAUCGCGGUCGUGAUGGACUCGAUGGACUGGUUCGAUCCCGCGAAGGAAGAUGCGUCGAAGCAGGCACGGGCGCUGAAUAGCUCCCUUAAAAUGGGCGGCCGCAUCCUUCUUCGAUCAGCCUCAAUUCAGCCUUGGUAUAUAAAGAAUUUCGAGGAAAAUGGCUUCACUGCACAGCGUGUCGGUGCUAGAUUUCCUGGAUCAUGCAUCGAUCGAGUAAAUAUGUACGCUUCAACGUGGAUAUGCAAAAAGACCAAAGACAUCGCUCCUCCCCAUCCUGUCACAUGUGCCACCUCUCCCUUGACGCUGGAGAGGACGAAUUCCGCCUCAAGUAGCAUGGAUGAUCUUGAAAUUUAG
Molecule: messenger RNA, 2532 nt
Organism: Histoplasma capsulatum G186AR
Lineage: Eukaryota; Fungi; Ascomycota; Eurotiomycetes; Onygenales; Ajellomycetaceae
Exons: 8
Coding region: 1-2532 (843 amino acids)
Source: RefSeq, a predicted model, not a curated record